Molecule: messenger RNA, 1316 nt
Organism: Cryptomeria japonica (Japanese cedar)
Lineage: Eukaryota; Viridiplantae; Streptophyta; Pinopsida; Cupressales; Cupressaceae
Exons: 3
Coding region: 195-1004 (269 amino acids)
Biological process (GO): intracellular manganese ion homeostasis
Cellular component (GO): membrane
Molecular function (GO): manganese ion transmembrane transporter activity; iron ion transmembrane transporter activity
Source: RefSeq, a predicted model, not a curated record
CUCUUUCCAUCUCAGACGUGUAGACACUGAGCAAUGCCAAGCAAGUUGAUUGAAAACCAUCAUCUUCUUAUUCUUUGCCACCUGUGCCCAUGCAAACGUUUACUUUUCCUUUCCUUACAUAUACAAACAAAGCUUGUGUUUCAUCGCAUAACACAGUCCAGUGAGAAAAGAUUCAAAAGAAGCAUAAGAAAACAAUGGGGGACAUCAAAGAAAGAAAGGAUGCAGAAUAUUACACAGUGGAAAAACCUUUGCUUAAUGAUCAUGGAGUAGAAAGAGAAGUAAUGAAGAAGAGACCCCAACCCCCCUAUGGAGGAGACUAUGCCAAGAGCAUUGUUUAUGCUGGUCUUGACGCCAUUGUCACUUCUUUCUCCUUGGUUGCUGCCAUUUCAGGCCUCCAUAUGCCCGCUGUGGAAGUUUUGGUGUUGGGAUUUUCAAAUCUGGUGGCGGAUGGAAUAUCCAUGGGAUUUGGGGAUUUUCUGUCGAGUAUUACAGAGAGAGAUUUGGCUGCCAGCGAAAGAGAGGUUACAGAGUGGGAUGUGCGCUAUAAUCUGCCUCCUCAGGUCACACAGCUUGUAGCCACUUAUCAGUCUCUUGGGAUGGACCAUCAAGAUGCCGCCACUGUUGUGGAGAUAUUUUCCAAGUACACUGACAUAAUGGUGGGCCAAAAAUUGGCUACCCAAAAGGGAAUCUUGCCUCCUGGUGAAGGAGAAUGUGCAUGGAAAAAUGGAGUGGUGACAUUUGUGGCAUUCCUGGCAUUUGGAUGCACUCCUCUGCUUUCUUUUCUGAUUCUUAUUCCAUUUACAGAGAAUGUUUAUCUGAAGUUUGGAGGGGCCUGUCUUCUUGCUGCAUUAGCUCUUAUUCUUCUUGGCCUGGCCAAAGCCAAAAUCUCAGGGCAUAACUAUGUUACAUCUGUGUUAAUGGCUCUCUUCAAUGGAGGACUUGCUGCAGCUGCAGCAUAUUUCAUUGGAUGGACUCUCAGAAAUAUUCUUGGCCUUCAAGACUAGUAAUCAGCUCCAUUCUUUUAUAAAUGGAUUAGGCAGGUGUAUAUUUUCCAGUAACAGGUAUAUAUAUUUUCCAGUAACAGUGACUCACAAAAGUGUGGAAGAUGAUGUCUAAUUUGUCUGGUUGAACUUACCUAUUGUAAGAAGGUUGGGUUAGAUUGUGUGAGAUUUUUUAUCAUCGAAUCACACUAUUCACUCCCUGAUGAUAGAUGAUGAUGGAUGAUGAUGGAUGAUGAUGGAUUAGCUUAAGGAGUUGUAAAUCUUAUAGCUUUGAUUGAACUUUGACCUGUUAAUAAACUUUGAACAUUUUGUCCA